CCGAGGCGGCGGCGGCGGCGGCGGCGGAGGAAGGCGGCUGCGGCUCGGCCCGGAGUCCGGCUCCCGCGCCAUUUCGGACCCGGAGCGAGCGCGGCGCGGGCCUGAAGGCGGCGGCGGGAGCCUGAGGCGCGGCGGCUCCGCGGCGCGGAGAGAGAGGCCUGCUGAAAAUGACUGAGUAUAAACUCGUGGUAGUUGGAGCUGGUGGCGUAGGCAAGAGUGCCUUGACGAUACAGCUAAUUCAGAAUCACUUUGUGGAUGAAUAUGAUCCUACGAUAGAGGACUCCUACAGGAAACAAGUAGUAAUUGAUGGAGAAACCUGUCUCUUGGACAUUCUCGACACAGCAGGUCAAGAGGAGUACAGUGCAAUGAGGGACCAGUACAUGAGGACUGGGGAGGGCUUUCUUUGUGUAUUUGCCAUAAAUAAUACUAAAUCAUUUGAAGAUAUUCACCAUUAUAGAGAACAAAUUAAAAGAGUAAAAGACUCUGAAGAUGUGCCUAUGGUCCUAGUAGGGAAUAAAUGUGAUUUGCCUUCUAGAACAGUAGACACAAAACAGGCUCAGGACUUAGCAAGAAGUUACGGGAUUCCAUUUAUUGAAACCUCAGCAAAGACAAGACAGAGAGUGGAGGAUGCUUUUUAUACAUUGGUGAGAGAGAUCCGACAGUACAGAUUGAAAAAAAUCAGCAAAGAAGAAAAGACUCCUGGCUGUGUGAAAAUUAAAAAAUGCAUUGUAAUGUAAUCUGGGUGUUGAUGAUGCCUUCUAUACAUUAGUCCGAGAAAUUCGAAAACAUAAAGAAAAGAUGAGCAAAGAUGGUAAAAAGAAGAAAAAGAAGUCAAAGACAAAGUGUGUAAUUAUGUAAAUACAAUUUGUACUUUUUUCUUAAGGCAUACUUAAGUAAAAGUGAUAAUUUUUGUACAUUACACUAAAUUAUUAGCAUUUGUUUUAGCAUUACCUAAUUUUUUUUUCUGUUCGUGCAAGCUGUCAGCUCUUAUCUUCAAUGCUUAUUUUUAAAUGACAGUGGAAACCUCUUUUCUCUAAGUGCCAGUAUUCCCUGGGUUUUGGACUUAAACUAGCAAUGCCUGUGGAAGAGACUAAAGACCUGAGACUCUGUCUUGGGGUUUGGUGCAUGUAGUUGAUUCCGUGCUAAUUCUCUUACCAGUUGUGAGCAUUGUGUGAACCCUAGUAAUGAAGCUUUUGAACCAUCCCUGCUGUUUCAUCUAGUCAUCCAGUGAACUAAUUAGUAAUUACAGCUUCAUUUGAGACCUUAUGGUUGGUUCUACUAAGACUGAGGAAUCACAGAUUUAUGGGCUUCCCUUUGAUUCACCUCUAGCAAGUCCUAGAGUUUAUCAUCCUUCAUAAGUGUAGUUAGUUAGACUGUUCAGAGACUUUCUCUAGCUUUCCACUGCUAUUAGUCAUGGUCACUCUCCAGAAUAGUAUAUUUUUUCUAGAAAAGGGGAAAAAUGGGGGGGGAAAGCUAAUGGAAAAUAGUGAAUAAAAGUCCAUUCCAUGUUGGGUAAAUUACUGUAAGAUUUCUAAUCGUUUUUCCUGGUAAGGCAGAUCCACUAAGAAAUAGUAACCAUUUGAGCCAUAUUUCCAUGCUACUAAAUUUUUGUAAUAAUUCAAUUUUAACAUAUAUAUAAGAGUUCUCAUAAGAAUUAGUAUAACCCCCUGUGUCAGAGUGUUCUUAGCUUAACUCUUGAGUCUUUUGAACUUAUGUCCUUGAAAGUAGUUUUAAUUCUGGUUGAGAAACUGAAGAUGAUUUGAGACAGUUACGGGUUAGAAGGUGCUAAGAUCAAAGGCUGGGCCUUCCAAGACCCUGCGAUGAGUGUUACCGGGAUUAAGUGCUGCCACAUUCAGUGCUGGUCAAAAUGGGGAACAGGAGAGUUUGGACAGCUCAGUACAGUGUAUUCUCACCAUGUAGCAAUUCUGCUGCAAAGCAGUAUUUCUUUGUUUGUAAUAAUAACAAUUUAAGUAAAUCUCAAUGCUAGAUUCAAGGUUGAGAUUUUGGGGUAGGAGGCUACAAGGAGAGUAAAUCUUCAAAACAAUGAUGUAUAAAAGUUUGAAAAUGCAUGUUGACUAGUCUCUCAACUCUGAUCAAACAUUUCUAAGUAUUCCCCAAACCUGAUAUGUAUUUAGAAAUAUCUAAUGCUUUAAGAAUAGAUAAGUUAACAGCAAAAACAAUCCCUUCAAUGCACUAAUGCAUUCCUUGAAUUACCUGAAGUAAUUAAAGUCCACUGGACUAUGAAGACUGGAUGUCUGUCUUUUGGAAGUCUGACUUUAGCGUAUCACUGUCUACUUGAUGUGAAAUCAUCUCAGAGACUCUUCUGAGUUGUGCAGUUAGUUUACAGUCUGUUUACACACCGCUGCACCAGGUGGUCACUCUCAGCACAAUCUGUAACGUUUCACAUGGACUGUCAUCUUCACACCAGUCUUGGGCAAAAUUGUGCAAGAGGUCAAGUUUGUAUUUCAGUGCCCAUUCUCCAGUUGCAGGACUCCCUUCCGUUAUGUGCCCUGUCUUAGUGUAGUUUUUUUAAUUCUCCCCACCCCCACUUCAAGUAUCAUUUUUGCAAUGAACAACUACAUGAAAGUUGCCCACUAAGGAAAGUACAGCAAAGCUGCCUAUGACUUUCGUCCCCAGGGCUUAAAAUAAUCCAACAGGAGCCAUAGUGGGAGCUGAACUGAUAGCUGGUGUUCAGGUGGGCAUAGCAGGAUUUGAAUUAAUAGCUGGUGUUCAGGAGCCACUACAGAAUUUAAUCUUGAUCCUUUGGACUUCAUGCCUGCAGCCCAGUCCACGGUUGGCUAAGGGAUGUUCAAAUCUAGUGUGAACAGAGAGAGCAGUGUCUGUGGAAGGACAGCUUAGUCUUCAUCUAGGUACCAUCCUGGUUAGUGAUGGAUGCCAUUGUGUUAAUAAAUACAGUCUAGCAAUGAAAAACACUCUUAAAGUCAGAGUUUAUUUACUCAGCAUUUAUUCAGUGCUUGUCUUAAUGCUAGGCACCACACAAGGCACUGGAGAUGUGAUGUGGUAUCCCCAGAGAAAAGGGACGCAGUCUUUGCUGGUGGUGUGCAAUGUGGUCGCUAAGACUUUAGACAGAAUAGAAUGCGUGGCUUUGCAGAGAGGGGUUUGGUCUCUUGCAGUUUUCCCUCAAUUCAGCAAGAAUUGUUUGGUGUGAUUCCAAUGCAACUCUUUAUUCAAGCUACUUAAUAUAAUUAUUUCAUUUUUCUAAAGGAAUAGACAUUCCCUAAUCUAGUUUUCUCCUUAUGUAAAUAGUUUUUAAAAACUUGUAAAAAUUAAAUACCAACUUCUAAUAUAGUUUUAUUUGGCUACAAAUAAACAGGAACCUGAGUUUAUUUGCAAGAAAGGAAACAAAAUCAGAAUGAUUUCUGAAAUGUUCUAAACUCUGCAUAUUCCUAGGACAGUCUAUCCGUGGAUGUUAAGUCCUUUGGGUGGGGGACGGGGGGGGGUCAUCUAAGGACAGGGUUUCUCUGUAGUCCUGGCUGUCCUGGAACUCACUCUGUAGACCUCGAGCUCAGAGAGAUCCACCUGUCUCUGCCUCCUGAGUGCUGGGACUAAAGCAACCACCACCCAGAUAGUAAAUCUUAACACAAUUAGUGAUACUUUUGUUUCUAUACGGAGGGGCAGGUGGACUUUAGGAGCUGCACUGCACAAUCAGAUAGUACUGAAGACAGUUCAGUCUUUAAUGUUUUUGGGCAUGGUUAAAGGAAUGAUAAUUACCAUUAUGUAUGUAGUUCUGAAUUGUUAUCCUUUUGUUGACAAAAAGGUUUUGUAGAGAUUUUUUUUUUAAGGGGAAGAAGUCCUAGCAACAAACAAAUGUUAUGUAGUUACUAUAGCCUUAAAUCCUGAAGUUGAACACCAGUGCUUAAUCACAGUGAUAGGCAUUACCAUGAUCGUGGGAAGAAUGUAGCAGCAAAUACCAUUUGAUUAAUAUUUCAAUCAGGAAUUCUAGGCUCUGUUGACUGAGUCACACUGCAUAGGAAUUUAGAUCCUAACUUUCAUAGGCUAUUAAGACCUUUGCCACCAUUGCACAAUUUUGUCUUAAGUUCUGUGAGGCAUGUCAUAAGUUACAGUUUGCACAAAUUCAUCUCAUUUUGUAUUCCACUGAUUUUCCACUAAGUACAUAUUUAGGAGGGAUUUUUUUUUGUGUAGGCAAUAAAAAUUUAAACUUCAUUUGUUAAAAAGUAGUGAUCUUUUGAUGAUUGUGUAGUCAUUUUCUUAAGACCCAAAAGUUACUUUAAAGUUGAAUUUAUUCUUAAUAACUUCUGUGUAAUACUGGGUAGCAUGAGUUCUGCACUGAAAAACUGAACAGAUACACCCAGUAACUGUAAAAUUCUGUCAAAUAUGAAAAUUAUUUCUAAAGUACAUUAGUUUUCAAAGAAUAGUUAUUAAUUAGAUUCAGAUUUGUGGUUUAGUUUAAUAGUAUGAAGUGCCUGUUUGGGAUGGUAGGCAUUUUAGAUGAAUUUGGGAAAAAUGAAGUGCUCUGCAGAAAUGUCAGUUUUAGACCCAGCCACCUCAACCAGCUAAGUGGGCUGUGUGCUGAUUUGUGUCCAGGUCCCCAACUCCACUGUCUGUGUCUUUGCUUCUGCAUUUUUAUUUGAGUGCCAAUUUCUUACUAGUGCUAUUUCUUAAUGUACCAUGUUUACCUGGAAUGUAUCUGAACUACUUUUGUAUAGUGUGAACUGAAACAUGCACAUUUUGUACAUUGUGCUUCUCCAUGUUUUUCUUUCUUCUUUUCGUGUGCGGGCAUAUGCAGUGUGAUCCAGUUGUUCUCCAUCCUUUGGUUGUGCUGACCUAGGGAAUGUUGGUCAUGUCAAACAUUAAAUUUAAAAAUGACCACUCUUUUAAUUAAAAUUAACUUUUAAAUGUUUAUAGGAGUAUGUGCUGUGAAGUGAUCUGAAAUUUGUAAUAUUUUUGUCAUGAACUGUACUGCUCCUAAUCAUUGUAAUGUAAUAAAAAUAGUUAUGGUGACUA
This is a messenger RNA of Mesocricetus auratus (golden hamster), 4986 nucleotides long. RefSeq names its product KRAS proto-oncogene, GTPase (gene Kras). Gene Ontology annotation, biological process: Ras protein signal transduction. The transcript is spliced from 6 exons. The record is from RefSeq and is a predicted model, not a curated record. The coding region runs from base 168 to 737 and encodes 189 amino acids. Gene Ontology annotation, molecular function: GTPase activity; GDP binding; GTP binding. Gene Ontology annotation, cellular component: plasma membrane. Lineage: Eukaryota; Metazoa; Chordata; Mammalia; Rodentia; Cricetidae.